GUGGAAGUAACACAGUGGACUGUUUUACAUCGAUCUGACGGUCAUGACACCAGCAGUCAUUAGCUGAAUUUAAACUCUAUAGAGACUUGCAUUACUACUGUUCAGUCUUGUAAAAUGCCUAUGUGGAGCGUCAUCUUGUUUUUCAUCUGUGUGCAAGAUGUCGAGACAGAUGGAAAGGUGUCAGUGAUGGAGGGAGAUUCCAUCACUCUUCAUACAGGUCUUACUGAAAUACAGAAAGAUGAUACCAUACUGUGGAUUUUUGGACCUCCAGACACUCGUAUCGCUGACAUUUAUAAGCAGAAUAUUACUAUAUAUGAUGAGAAAUUCAGAGGCAUAUUUCAACUGGACAUUACAACUGGAUCUCUCACCAUAAAGAACAUCAGAAGCUCAUACUCUGGACUUUAUAAACUAACUAUUUUCAGCAAAAAAGGAGUCUCACACAAGGCAUUUCCAGUUACUGUCUAUGCACCUGUUUCAACACCUGUCAUCAGUACAAACUCUCGGGUCACUGAGCAACAAACUCCACCUCGUCUGCCCAUUCCUGUCAUCUCUACAGACUCUUGUCAAUGUUCUUCAUCAUCUGAAAGUUCAUCUAAAUGUGUGUUGGUGUGUUCAGUGGUGAAUGUGACACAGGUGACUCUCUCCUGGUACAAAGGAAACAGUUUAUUCUCCUCCAUCAGUGUGUCUGAUCUCAACAGCAGUCUCUCUCUACCUCUGGAGGUGGAAUAUCAGGAGAACAACAUCUACAGCUGUGUGAUCACCAAUCCCAUCAGAAACCAGACUAAACAUCUCAACAUUAAUGACGUCUGUCAGACAUGUUCAGAUCCUAUGCAGUGUUAUGGUUUUACUGAAGCAGUGAUCCGAUUGGUCAUCUCUGCUCUGGUGGGUGUGGCUACUGUUGCUGUAUUGGUUGAGCACUUAAGAUCCAGAAGAGUUUAACAGGAGAAGAAAGCACAAACGUCAAUUCUUCAAUGAUGCAAAGUCUAUUCUCACUAGGUGAUUGUUGUUGAACAACUGUCUCUUAAGCCACCUUUUCACUUCGACUGUCGUAUUUCUCUCCCUAGUGGCAGUCGUGACACAUUGUCAUUUUGUUCGCAAUGGAUUUUGUUAAUUGAAGAAGAAGCUACCAGAGGUUUACCUAAGAAUGACAUUACUGUGUGUGAUUUUGUUGAGCAGAUGAAUGAAUUCAGUAAAAUUCAGGAUUAAUAUUCACACAGUAUUUAUUAUUAAUAGUAUUAUUAAUCAUUAUUACUGUUUUAUAGUUAAGAUUGUGAUAAUUAACAGCAACAACAACCAUAAUUCAGCAAAAAUGAAUCAGAAAUUCAUAGAUGUGAUUUUAAAGAUGUAGUUUUGUGCAGAAAUAAAUGACACAUGUACACAUUUAAUCACAUGUAUACUGUAAUUCCAAAAGUCAUCAUUUCUGAUUUCUACAUUAUUAAUUGUCCAAAAUACAGAAGUAGCAAGCAUUUAGAAAAAAGUUUAGGACAAAAUCUAUUGAUAUUUCUCACUUCGCGCUGAUAGUUUUGCAUGAAGACAUCACUUCCGGUUGGGCGGUCGCAUAUGCUCUAGUUGCUAGCGAUGGGACGUCUGAUUCUUUUCCACGAACCGGUUCUUAAAAAAACAUUAUUCACCAGUUCAUUUCAUCAUCAUGUAAUGACGUCACUGUACAUAAUUCUAAAUACGCCGGCAUUGUAGAAUACACGCUCAAACACAUUCAAUAAAGCCACAUGUAAGUGCAUAUUGCUGAUUAUUAAAUUGUAUUUAAUUACAUAAUAAUAAUAAGGGUAUUUGAAAUUAUCAGUGUUUCAUUCAAUGAUCUUACAACACAUCCUACAUUAAAAUUUUGCACCUAAAGCGUCCAAUACUGACACUACAAACGUGGAUGUUCUACACAUGUCUAAAGAGGAACUUUUUUUUUCAUUUCUUCACAUUUUUAUAAAUAUAUGUCUAAAUCAUUUGGAAAGUAAUGAUGCCAGAAAAUCAGCUGUGAAGUGAUUAAACUAGUCUUAAUCAACUCACCCUUUUCCAGAAAACCAUGAUCCAGCAACUUCAAAUAUAAUCUGCAUGCACAAUACUCAAUAGUAAAAUUCAUUUACAUCUCUCGAUUGAAAUGUUUCGCCCCCUCAUUCAAGUCCUCGGUUCACGCAUGCUCAUCCGCUGCUCACUGAUCAGCAAUUCUCAGUAUUAUGUCCAAAAUUGGCGAUUCUCAGUUCAGUGUACUGGUGACUCGAGAACUGUUGCAACCAGAGCGUUCAGUCCAAUUUGUGAAGUAGAUGAAGUGGUUCAUUGCAAAGAAGAGUUAGGAAAAGCAGAUUUCACCAGUUCUAGGAUCAUAUUACUCCCGGCACAUCCGAGAAACAGGUUAAGAUUAAAUUGUGGAUUAGUGUUGACUCGAGACACAAACUGUUUCAAACGAUUCAGUCCGAUUUGGUGAACUGGUUCAACUCAUUCAAUAAAAAGAACCGGUUCAAAAGAAUGAUUCGUUCAGGAAUUGGACAUCACUACUAGUCACAUGAGUUGAAAUAUAAGGCUUGUUUGAGAUGAGCAAGUUCUGCGCAGAACUGAUCACCGGUGAACAGCGGCACGUGCAUGCCGGUUAGAAAUCUGUCCGCUGUGAUUUCAUGUUAACGUAUGCCAAAAAAUACUCAAGAGAGUAAAGCGCGUACAGUUGUAAGAGCCAGGCGGCGCAGUUGGAUUUUUCCAGCUGUGCAAACUGAAAGAAUUAUGGAAAAAGACUUGCUGACGACACAGCUUAAUGUGAACGAAGCCUAAUUUUCUCUCGCGCAUCAGAUGGACUUCAGAUCCCUCCUAGCUAAAAAGGCGCUUCUCUCUCCCGCACCCUGUAUUGCAUUCACUUACAUUGUUUCACUUUCAGUUCUCGCAGAUUCAACUAGUAAUUGCAUUUUAGAGGUCCUUGUGUGCAUUGAAGGGAUUUCCAUGUGUAUGCCUUCGUUACGUAGGCGUAGGACGUCACGCGUAUUGGGACCAAAUGUAAAAGAUUUCACUUAAAUUAUUCUUUUACGAAUCAGACAUCACUAUCGACGAUCCACAUGUACUUUACACGUAUGUUUUUUUGUGGUGUUCAGUCAUAAAAGUAACGUGAGAAACUUAUCAGAAUAAAAGUAUUCCUUUUCUCUUGAAAAUAUAGUGAAAUGAGAGUCAACAGAAAUGUUUAUCCUCAAGUAAUAGUGAUCGACCAAUAUGGGUUUUUUAAUGGCCGAUGCUGAUAUCUAGAGAGCAGGGCGGCCGAUAGGCCGAUACAAUGCCAAUAUAUCACACAAUAUAGUAAAUAACAAACAUAUAAUUGCUCAAAAAUGUUAAA
Messenger RNA from Myxocyprinus asiaticus (Chinese sucker), 3322 nucleotides. RefSeq lists its product as uncharacterized. Bases 115 to 939 code for a protein of 274 amino acids. Lineage: Eukaryota; Metazoa; Chordata; Actinopteri; Cypriniformes; Catostomidae. The record is from RefSeq and is a predicted model, not a curated record. The transcript has 5 exons.